Caenorhabditis sp. 36 PRJEB53466 is the source of this 915-nucleotide messenger RNA. The record is from the annotation of a GenBank genome assembly. NCBI's taxonomy places the organism in Eukaryota, Metazoa, Nematoda, Chromadorea, Rhabditida, Rhabditidae.
AUGCUUCCACGUGAAAACUCUGUGAGAUCUGUUUCGAAAGAAGUUGAAAAGUGAGUUGAAAGUACACUUUCUUAAUUUUUUUUGAGUUCAGCGCCCCGCAGGCAAACGAAACGCGCUCGAUGAGACCCCGUCGCAUCCCAGAGACUGUUUUGAAGGUAUCCAGAAAACCAAACUGACUAAUUCGAAACGAACCUGUAAUUUUAGGAGCAGCUAAUGUUUGAGGCUAUGAUCGGAAUUACCAGGAGCCUUGUUGAUAGAGAGUUUGAGGUAUUCCAGACGGCCGACAAAGGAAAAGGUCUCAGGACCAAUCAAGAGUUCUAUGAGGGACAGUUUCUCUUAGAGUUCAAAGGUAUUCCAGCCAAUCAUUGUAGUUGUUAGCAAUAAUUUGUCCCAGGAGAGUGGAUCAGCAAGAGCGAGGGUCUGGCGAGAGAGCGGCAAUUGGAAGAAGAAGGAAACGACGUCUGCUACAUCUUCUUCGUCGGCAACAAGUGCGUCGACGCAACCAACAGCCAAGAAUCUAAAAGCCGGUACAUCAACCACUCUAUCACCAAUGCCAAUGCUAAAGCAAAAGUGAGCUUGCUUCCUGAUAAGCUUUUAUUCUCUAUGAAAGUGGUAGUAAACUAAUUUCUACAUGAAUCGAUGCAGAAUCCGAACGGAAAAACAAACUCCUCUUAGAGCUUGGGUUACAAAUGGUUUUUCUGCGCGUAACUUUUGCGCAAAUCAAUUCACGACCCCUCUCAUCAUGGAAAUUUAGAAGAAUAAUAAAAUGACGUGUUUCAGGUGAUGAUUGUUAACAAUGAAUGGCAUUUGGCUUUCUUUGCCACCCGAAAGAUUUCGGCCGGAGAGGAGAUCUUGGUGGACUACAGCGACCGGCGAGAGGAUGUGCUGGCGGGAAAUGAGUGGCUCAGACAUUAG